AUGAAGGUGGUGAUUUUGAGUGACAGUCAAGCAGCCGCCGCCAACAUUGCGCAGCACAUUAUCGAUCGAAUCAACAGCUUUGCUCCCACGGAUACACGGCCAUACUUUGUCUUGGGCCUUCCCACUGGGAGCAGUCCACUCCCGAUUUAUCGGUUGCUGGUCGACGCCUAUCGUGUUGGCACCGUCAGCUUUCGCAAUGUCGUCACGUUCAACAUGGAUGAGUAUGUCGACCUGGAACAGACCCAUCCAGAAUCCUAUCACAGUUUUAUGUUCACCAACUUCUUCAACCAUGUCGACGUCCAGCCACAAAACAUCAACAUCUUGAACGGUAAUGCCGCAGAUCUCGAUGAAGAAUGCGCGCGCUAUGAAGACAAGAUCCAAGCCGCGGGCGGUAUCGAUCUGUUUCUGGGCGGAGUCGGGCGCGACGGGCACAUCGCCUUCAAUGAACCGGGGUCCAGCUUGGUGAGUCGGACCAGAGUCGAGGUAUUGGCACAGGACACGAUCCACGCGAACGCUCGCUUCUUUGGUGGUGAUCUGUCUCUAGUACCCACGAGAGCUCUCACCGUUGGUGUCCAGACCGUCAUGGACGCUAGAGAAGUGGUCAUUAUCGCCACCGGUGCUCAAAAGGCGUCUGCCGUGCGCAACGCAAUCGAGGGCGGCGUCAGUCAGAUGUGCACUUUGUCUUGUCUCCAGCUGCAUCCAAACGGCAUUGUGGUGGUGGAUGAGGACGCUGCCCUUGAGCUCAAAUAUGCCACUGUCAAGUAUUUCAAGAGUCUCGGAGAUCUCAGCACCUUGAAUAUAUCCAAACACCAACGACACAGCGUACUUCCGAGGACAAAACUGUGUGCGACGCCACCCCAGACACCAGAUUCCAAGUCAUAUUUGGAAGACGAUGAGCUGACUCCUGACCGAAUGUCGUCACGGAUUAUGACGUGGCCACUUGCUGCCAGGCCCUUUUGA
Molecule: messenger RNA, 960 nt
Organism: Exophiala spinifera
Lineage: Eukaryota; Fungi; Ascomycota; Eurotiomycetes; Chaetothyriales; Herpotrichiellaceae
Product: glucosamine-6-phosphate deaminase
Exons: 3
Coding region: 1-960 (319 amino acids)
Biological process (GO): N-acetylglucosamine catabolic process; carbohydrate metabolic process; D-glucosamine catabolic process
Cellular component (GO): cytoplasm
Molecular function (GO): glucosamine-6-phosphate deaminase activity; identical protein binding
Source: RefSeq, a predicted model, not a curated record